AUGUCAGCUAGUUUACUAAGUCAAGUUCAGCUUCAAAUGAUUCGUAUUGGAUUACCCAUUUGUGUUAGUAUUGGUAAUCUUGGUUGUAUUCUCGGUCUUUUUGUAUUUCUUCAAAAAUCUAUGAGAAAUAAUCCAUGUAUUAUUUGUCUUAUCGGAUAUAUGAUAACAAAUCUUAUUUAUAUUGAUUUUACCGUUCUUUCAACUGUAUUUAGUGGUUACGGAAUGGAUAUUUCAAUAAAAUCAAAUCUUCUUUGUUGUAUUCGAAUGUAUAUGAGUUAUGUUUUCUCAGCUAUUCCAUCCUAUUUUCUUGUUAUAGCUUCGAUGGAUCGAAUGUUUGUAUCAUCAUCUAAUAUAAAUAUUCGUCAACGAAGUAAUAAACGUUUUGCAUUAUUUAUCGUAAUAGUAAUUAUUCUCUUUUGGAUUCUAUUUCAUUUACAUGCAUUUUUCUUUUCUGAAAUUCAACUUAUUUAUGGUGUACGACUUAGUUGUGCGAUUCGUUCAGGUAGUCCUGCUAGUUUUAUUGCUUAUUAUGGUGUUGUAAAUGCAAUUAUACCAAUAACAUUAAUGACAGGAUUUGGAAUUCAAACAUUAAUAAACAUCAAACGAGUUCGUAUAAAUCGUGUACGCUCACGUGAACAUCGUCUCAUUCCUCUACUCAUACUUCAAAUAAGUAUAUAUAUUUUUCUUCGCUUACCAACGUCUCUUUACCUCGUUUAUGCACAAAUUACAAAUUCAAAUAUAAAAUCGUCUAAUCAAAUAUUAAUUGAACAGUUUGUAUAUUUUAUUGUGAUAUUUUGUCAAUUUACUCAAGUGAGCAUAUCUCCAUUAAUGAAUUUAAUAUCAAAUAGUUUUCGAAAAGAAUUUCAACUUGCUUUAAAGAAAAUGGUUCGUAGACGACGACGAAGAAAUGAAAUCGGUGCAUUUUGUAAUCAAACAAAAAAUGUUAAUACAAUUCAUAAACCUGAAAUAACAGCACGUUUUAAUAAUAACGCCAAUCAUGUUACACCUUUAGGAUGA
This is a messenger RNA of Adineta steineri, 1017 nucleotides long. The record is from the annotation of a GenBank genome assembly. NCBI's taxonomy places the organism in Eukaryota, Metazoa, Rotifera, Eurotatoria, Adinetida, Adinetidae.